AUGGACCUGCCCCAUCCUCCUCGGGCAGUCCUCAACCCUUCCUCCUCCUCGGAACCCUCCUCGCCCUUUCCCUCCCGCCCACCUUCGCCCGUCUCGCCAGCGACUAAAACGCGAGUCUCGUACGCGUACCCUCCGACGCCCGAGAUCCACUCCCCUUCGUUGGGAGGGUCAGUCGGCUCGACUCCCGCGCAGUCGAGGAGCGGCUCGUUGUCGAAGAACCCGUUGUUGAAGCGUGCGCAUGGGCAGGGGCGAGUGGAAGAUCGUGGUGCGCUCAGGAGGUGGAUUGGACAUGCGCUGGGAGGGAAGAAGGACAGGGCGAGGUCGGAUGCGCUCGAGUUGGAGGAACAGCUGCGAGGGCGGUCGGCGGCGAGGAGGGGGUCAGUCAGUCAGACAGAGGCAGAAGUCGCACGUCGACCACGGUGGAAGUGGACGCGCGAACGGGCGCAGUUGGUCGUCGGAUUCGCCAUGAUUGCGCUCGUCGGGAUGAACGACUCGGCGACAGGCGCCAACCUCGACUCGAUGCAGGCGCACUACCGCGUCUCGUACGACGAGAUCUCGAUCGUCUUCCUCGCCAACACCGCAGGAUACUUCCUCUCGUCCAUAUCGGCCAGCUUCUUCCUCCACCACUUUGGACUCCAGGUCUCGCUCCUCACGGCCGCGGCCGCGAUGGCGACAGGCUGCGUCGUCCUCUCCAUCGCGCCGCCCUUUCCCGCGUUCAUCAUCAUGCUCGGCUUCAUGGGCUUCGGGUCGGGCAUGUACGACGCCGUCAUCACGACCGUCAUCGCGCACGAAGAAGACGGAGUCCUCAUGUCGCUCCUCUACUCGUGCUUCGGCGUCGGUGCAAUGAUCUCGCCGCUCGCGAUUGGCGCGUUCCUCGAUCGCGGGUAUGCGUGGAACAGGUAUUACAACAUUCCGCUUGGACUCGCGCUCAUCCUUGCCGCCAUUGGCUACUUUGUCUUCCGCGGCUACACCACCCCACCCGACGAGACGCACGACGCGCCCCUCUCGACCUCCCAAGCGCCCGCUCAGACCACCAACCCCACGGAGCAGCAGGGCGAAGUCAUCCAUGCUCGAGCGAGGAUGUCGGCGCAGCAGAGGAUGAGGCGUGCGAUGGGACUGAGAGCGGUCUGGAUCGGGUUCGUGUUGAUUAUCUGCGCCUUCGCCUCGUCCGACAUCCUCUCGGCCUGGAGCGUCUCCUUCCUCAUCACGACCCGCUCCGCCCCACCCGCCUCCUCCCGCUUCGUCCUCUCCGGCUUAUGGAUGGGAAUCGCAUCCGGCCGAGUCGUACUCGCAUGGUUACUCGCCAACCGCGUAGGGGAGAAGACCUUUGCGAUUGGGUUGCUCGUCGCCGCGAGUGGGAUGCUGGGCGUCAUGUAUGUCCGCAGUUUCGUGGUGGAUGCGGUUGCGCUGGCGAUGGUCGGAUUCUUCUUCGGACCUGUCACACCCAAGGUGUUGGAUGUGAUUGGCGUCCGCGUACCGCCGUCGCUCAAGGCGUCUGUCGUCUCGCUCCUCGUCGGCCUCGGCCUGAUCGGCUCCUCCGUCGGCCCCCUCCUCUUCGGCGUCGCAGCAGGCCGGGGCGGACUCUCCUCCCUCCCUGCGGUGCUGAUCGCAGUGAGCGUGCUGAGUAUCGCGGCGUGGUGUGCGGUGCCGAAGAACAGGCGCAGGGAGGAUUAG
Messenger RNA from Rhodotorula toruloides NP11, 1674 nucleotides. Its product is annotated as MFS efflux transporter. Gene Ontology annotation, molecular function: transmembrane transporter activity. The record is from RefSeq and is a predicted model, not a curated record. NCBI's taxonomy places the organism in Eukaryota, Fungi, Basidiomycota, Microbotryomycetes, Sporidiobolales, Sporidiobolaceae. Gene Ontology annotation, biological process: transmembrane transport. Gene Ontology annotation, cellular component: membrane. The coding region runs from base 1 to 1674 and encodes 557 amino acids. The transcript is spliced from 6 exons.